Bufo bufo (common toad) is the source of this 1690-nucleotide messenger RNA. Its product is annotated as cancer-related nucleoside-triphosphatase homolog. Lineage: Eukaryota; Metazoa; Chordata; Amphibia; Anura; Bufonidae. Bases 118 to 699 code for a protein of 193 amino acids. The transcript is spliced from 5 exons. Gene Ontology annotation, molecular function: ATP hydrolysis activity. The record is from RefSeq and is a predicted model, not a curated record.
CUUCCCGUGGCGUCAUCACGGUCAUGAAGCAGCAGCUCCAGGCCAGACAGGAGCGCGUGGACAGGCGGUGCCCGCGGCUGUGACGUCACUCAUACAGUACCUGGCCUGUGUGAAGCCAUGCACAAGCACGUGUUUCUGACCGGACCUCCAGGUAUUGGAAAGACAACUUUAAUUCAAAAAGUCUCUGAAGUGCUGACGUCCUCAGGCGUUCCUGUGGAUGGAUUUUACACAGAAGAAGUCAGGCAGGGGCCUAGAAGAGUCGGAUUCGAUGUUGUUACCAUGUCUGGAAAUCGAGGAAAACUGGCAAGAAUUAGUGGGAGCAAUGAGAGCAGUAAAUACAGAGUUGGCCAGUAUGCCGUGGACAUCGCUUCAUUUGAGCAAUUGGUGAUUCCGCUUUUGGACAACCUUAAGUCACCCAGAAGCUCACCACGCAGACCUGUGUGUGUUAUUGAUGAAAUUGGGAAAAUGGAGCUAUUUAGCCAACCAUUUAUUUCGGGUGUGAAGAAAGUUUUGGAUAACUCCUCUGUUGUAGUGUUCGGAACAUUGCCAGUAUCCAGAGGGAGAACUCUGCCGGUAGUUGAGGAAGUAAGACAUCGACAGGAUGUUAAACUGUUCACUGUUACAAGAGAAAAUAGAGAAGACAUAUUGCAUGAAAUCGUGACCUCAAUACAAGACUGCUGUACUGGAAAAUCCAAAUGAGGAUUAAACAUUGUACUGAUGAACACGAAAUAAACCCACGCUACAUAACAUUGUCAAGAUCUGUAUGGCGAUGUCCUCAUAUCAAUCUGUGAAGAUAAUAUGACACUAAAAGGGGUUUGUUAAUACAUGGUUGCACUUAAAGGGGUAUUAACAAUUUACAUGCUAUGGAUAGGCCAUGAAUGUCCAAGUGUGAAAUACACUUCUUACACCUUAAAGGGGAUGUAUGUUUUAUUUGUUUUAUUAUUUGUUUAUAAAAUAGAAAAUCAUACGGUUUUGUAAGAUUUAUGCAUAGUUGCCAUCAGUCCUGAAUUUUCAGAAACAGUCCCUGCAAAUUUGGCUUGUCUCGGGCCUGAAAAUAGGUUGGGGUAAGGUCUGCCUGUAAAUGGACAGUCCAAGUAGGUUUUGGGAUGAGACCUACUUGUCUGUAAUUUACCAACUGCAAUGUUGGUAAGCAUGUUUAUGUAAUUAAAAUUUCUGCGAGACAGUGAGGUAGCCCGUCUGCCCAGUAGAAUGGCAGAGUUCCCAACAGUCAUCAAUUUGCGUGGACUAUCCCUAAUAUUUUGAGUCAGUCCCGGCAAAUUUUCAAGGGAUCUUGUCUGGUUUGUUUCUGAGAGGGAUUACAGGAGGAGGAAACCAGGAGAGAGAGGCAACGUGGCCAGCUUGCAGUGAUCGUCUGUGUGCUCGUGUGGAGAUGAGGAACUUGGUCUUCCCAGAUGCUUUGGAUUUCUGGUUCGGGAUAUCGGCAGCGCAGAUCUAAAUACCUGAACUUGUUUGUGGUGAAGGUGGCCUACUGCUAUAGAUCCUGCAGCGCCAAGAAACAGUGGACUCUGGACAAUAAGGUUUUUUAUUCUUAAUAUUCAUGUUGAUGCCCUCGUCAUGUGGCUGAGGUAGUAACAUAAGAGCAUGGACUCCACAGAGAGCAGGAGACCGCACAUUAGGGUUAGAAGCCAACAGUGUAAUGGUUGUAUAAAAUACAGCGUCAUGUACCAGG